Nerophis lumbriciformis (worm pipefish) is the source of this 2097-nucleotide messenger RNA. Lineage: Eukaryota; Metazoa; Chordata; Actinopteri; Syngnathiformes; Syngnathidae. The record is from RefSeq and is a predicted model, not a curated record.
AUGGAUAAAACUUUGCACAUUCUUCAGAAAUCUGCAGACGGCGUGCCGACUGGGAUUUCGUUGGAUGUGAGUUUAAACGUGGAUGAUGGGGAGGACUUCACGGAACAAUCAAUUGUGGGACUUUCGGACAAAAUACCUCUGGUGAAACCUUAUUUCAAAAAGAAGCAGAGGAAAAUAGACCCCAAAUGCCUUCACCGCGCCUUGGAGGAGCCCAUCCUGACCACUCUGCUCAGCGGCGACAUGCCGGGGGACGGCGUGUUUGUGCCGCGGAGUCAGGCUGGACGCACGCCGGGGAACCUGUGCGCGGCAGUUGCGGCCAAACAGAACUGUAUUGGCCCGGUGUGUGGACUUAAAGAAUCGCCGGCUUCAGACACCGCCUCUGCUGCCGGGACGGGAGAUGUGGAGAUGGCUGAUACUACUGCGGAGCUGGAGGAGACUGAGCGGAGAGGGGAGCGACCCAAGGCAAGCCUCAGGGCUGCGGGGACCACGGGAAAAAUAACGCCAGCCAGCAGGGAUGUACUUCCCAUUGUCGCACCACCGGCUACUCACCAGGAGGAAGCCAUCAAAAGCAAUGACCUCUUAACGCACACCAACACCACCCCUGCUAAAGACUGCACUAGCCUCCGGGACACCCUCCCCCCACUCCUGCAAGCCCAGCAGCUUGACAAAGGAGUGAUUUUUCAGGAUAAAAGUGAAGAGGCCUCCCUGGACUUGGUGUUUGAGCUGCUGACCCAGCUUCAGUAUCACACACACCAGUCAGACUCUGUGGACAUUUGUGUGGAUUUCCUCCAAGGACAAUGUGUGUACGGCAGUGACUGUGCCCACCACCACACGGUCCUGCCUUACCACUGGCAGAUCCGCAGAAGUGACACUCAGACGUGGCAAAGCAUAGCGGAUGAAUCCCAGGAACAGCUGGAGAGACUUUACUGCAACCCGGACAAUGACCAAGUCAGGCUCAAGUACCAGGGCUCCGUUUUUUCCCUGGACUUUGGAGCCAUGCGGGUUUGUGACCUAAAGUUUGACCGUGUCCGGCGUCUGACCACUCCCACGAAUCCACUCACCAUGCCCUCGCCGAACCCAAGCCCCACCCCUAGCUGUCACACAGUGUGGAAGUACUACUGCAGAGACAACUUUGGCUGGAGGGAAUACUCAGAGCCGGUGGUAAAGCUCAUAGAAAAGGCAACACUGAGGGGUCUCAAGGAGGUCCGAUUCAUCACGCUCCAGAACCAAUAUAUCCUAAACAUAAGGGAGGGCUUCCAGCAGAAUGCCAUGUUUGGGUUCAGGCGUCAGAUCAAGAAGCGGCCCAUGUUCAUGUCUUCGGUGAUGCUCGCACCCCACCUAGAGACUUUGGGUGGAACCUCUUCAACUUUACUGUCCAGCUCUUCCUCCUCUUCGUCAUCUCUCUCAUCGAUGGAUGUCAUGACGUCGCAUCCACUCUCCCCAACGACCGCCAACCCACCAAGCCUUUUCCCAGAGACGUGGUUGCCCAUGGCAGUGAACCAGGACUUCCUACAAGUGCCUGUGUCCCGCGACGACCGCAGCUACAGGACCGUGUACAGCUUGUUCCACAAAACGGUGGCUGAAACCAAGUUUAGGAUCAUUAAAAUACUUCGGGUGCAAAACCCCUUUCUUUGGGAGAAGUACAAAAGGAAGAAGGAGUACAUGUCCAGGCGUAUGACCGAGAUGGACCGGUUGCUGAGCGAGCGUCACCUCUUCCAUGGGACCUCGGCAGACGUGGUAGAAGGCAUCUGCAAGCACAACUUCGACCCACGUGUCUGCGGCAAACACGCUACCAUGUUUGGCCAGGGUUCCUACUUUGCCCGAAAGGCCGUUUACUCGCACAACUUCUCCAAGCGCUCACCCAAAGGAGUCCACUGCAUGUUCCUGGCCAAAGUGCUCACUGGCAGGUUUACCGUAGGAAACCCUUCAAUGCGGCGACCACCGCCCAUCAACCCCCGUGAUGCCUCCAGUGACCUGUAUGACUCCUGUGUGGACAACUGGGUGGACCCUCAGAUCUACGUCAUCUUCAAUGACGAUCAGAGCUACCCGUACUUCAUUAUUCAUUAUGAGGAGGUACCUAGCACUGUAGCCCUCUGA